CGCACUGCGGGGCUGCUGAAGAGACCGCGCUGACGGUGCCGGGGGGAGAGUGCAGGGAGGAGGAGGAGGAGGAGGAGGAGGAGGAAGAAGAAGAGGAGGGGGCGGUGUCGCCUCCGGCAGCGCUCAGCAGGUCGGGAAGCAGCGGGCCCUCAGUCCGGAGACUCUGCUCCGCUCUGCUCCGCUCCGCCGGGCCCUCCUCCUCUUCCUCCUCCUCCUCUUCCUCGCCACCAGCGGGGCUCUGCAGAGGCGCCAGGAAGCGAGUGAGCGAGCGAGCGAGCUGCACCAGACCCGGCAGAGGAGGAGGAAGCGGAGGAGGAGGCGGCGGCGGGCGGGAGAAAGAAGGCAAGCAGGACGCCCCGCUGCCCCGGCUCGGCCCUGGCUCCCCUCCGAGGGCCGCGAGGCGGAGGCGGCGGCUGAGCGGGGAGACCCGCGGCGGGGGCCACGAUGACGCGCCUCAGCUGGUGCUUCGCUGCCCUCAUCCGGUGGGGGAAGUACUUCUUCUCCUGCCUCCUGCCCCUGCGCUUCUGCCUGCGCCGGGAGCCUGAGGACCUCGAAGCAUCCACAUCACACACCUUCAAAGUGAAGAGCUUCAAGAAGGUGAAGCCAUGUGGGAUAUGUCGGCAGGCUAUCACCCGCGAGGGGAGUACUUGUCGAGGUUGCAACCUCUCCUGUCACAAGAAAUGUGAAGCCAAGGCUGCCACGCCUUGUAUGCCUGCUGGCAAUAAUGAACUGACCUCCACCGAGGAGAGUCCUGCAAAGCAUGUAGACACUCCAGUGUUUGCAAGAUCUCCCAGAAUUAUUCAGGCACGACGUAAACCUUCAAGGAGCUUGAGCCUAAAUCAGACCAUGGAGGACACUUGUGAACUAGAUUUGGUUUAUGUCACUGAGCGGAUCAUUGCUGUCAACUUUGCAAGUUUGUCAGAAGAACAGACCUUCUGCAGCAACCUGAAGGAGGUGGCACAAAUGCUUAAAUCCAAGCAUGGAGACAGUUACUUGCUUUUUAACCUGUCUGAGCGAAGACAUGAUAUCAGCAAACUCCACUCCAAGGUGCUGGAUUUUGGCUGGCCUGACUUGCACACCCCUGCUCUGGAGAAGAUAUGCAGCAUCUGUAAAGCCAUGGAUACUUGGCUCAAUGCCGAUCCACAUAAUGUGGUGGUUCUUCAUAAUAAGGGAAACAGAGGCCGAACAGGGGUUGUUAUUGCUGCCUACAUGCACUACAGCAACAUUUCAGCCAGUGCUGACCAAGCUCUGGACCGGUUUGCCAUGAAGAGGUUUUAUGAGGACAAAGUGAUCCCAGUGGGGCAGCCAUCGCAGAAAAGGUAUGUCCAUUACUUCAGUGGUCUGCUCUCUGGCACCAUCAAAAUGAACAACAAGCCUCUUUUCCUGCAUCAUGUCAUCAUGCACGGUAUUCCCAACUUUGAGUCUAAAGGAGGCUGCCGGCCCUUCCUCAAGAUAUACCAAGCUAUGCAACCAGUCUACACAUCUGGCAUCUACAAUGUGCAGGGAGAUAGCCAGACCAGCAUCUGUAUCACCAUAGAGCCUGGACUGCUCUUAAAGGGAGAUAUAUUGCUGAAAUGCUAUCACAAAGAGUUCCGCAGCCCAACACGGGAUGUUAUCUUCCGGGUGCAGUUCCACACAUGUGCCAUUCAUGAUCUGGCCGUUGUCUUUAAUAAGGAAGACCUGGAUGAUGCCUUUAAAGAUGAGCGAUUUCCAGAGUACGGGAAGGUGGAGUUUGUUUUCUCUUACGGUCCUGAGAAGAUUCAAGGCAUGGAACAUCUUGAGAAUGGUCCCAGUGUCUCAGUGGACUACAACACCUCAGAUCCACUUAUCCGCAGGGACUCCUAUGAAAGCUUUAACCUGCAUCGAGAAGACAGCAUGGAGGAGGUUGGACACACCCAAGGCCCCCUGGAUGGCAGCCUUUACGCCAAGGUGAAGAAGAAAGACUCGCUCCACGGCAGCACCGGCGCCGUUAACACCAACCGCAUUACCCUAUCUGCUGCUGCCAACCACAUUGAGCACACUCUUUCUGUCAGCAGUGAUUCGGGCAAUUCCACUGCUUCUACCAAGACAGACAAGACUGAUGAGCAGGCAGUGCCAGCACUCCCCGGUAGCAGUGGAGGGAGCAACCCUAUACUAACUCCAGAAGAGAAACGGGAGCUUGAGAGCUUGCUCAGUGGUUUUGGAUUGGAAAACGAAGCCACCAUGCAUAACCACAACCCCAGUGGGGUAGGCAUGAUCACCACUGCCCCAUCAGGCCGCCACAUAGUCCCAGCUCAAGUUCAUGUCAAUGGGGAGGCUACUAGCAGCUUGGUGGCUGAGAGGGAAACAGACAUUUUGGAUGAUGAACUGCCCAAUCAGGAUGGGCACAGUGUGGGUAGCCUGGGCACUCUCUCUUCCUUUGAUGGCACCACUAACACUAGUGACCUGGGCUACCAUGAGGCCCCCCGGAUGGAGAGCCUUGCUUCCUUGCCAAAUGGAUCAUCCAACUUCAAUGGCAUAGAUAAGCUGCAUGAUUCAGAGACAGUCAUCAAUGGUGGCUACCCUUAUAACAAUCAGAACACCUUAAGGAGCAUGAUGGGGCGUCACCCCCAAGACCCCUAUGGGCACAUACGGCCCUCAGUGUCUGCCCAGGAAAAUUUGGCUGACUACUAUCAGCAUGGCUUCCCCACUCCUGCCUGGCUUCAACCUCAGCCACCAGCCUGCAGCCAGCAGUACUCCUAUGGCUAUGAUCCAAAUGGCAUAUACCGCUCCCAGUCCUUCCCCACGGCUACAGCAGAGAGCCCCCAACUCCCCCAGGCACCAACCCGGAGCACAAGUAGCCGGGAAGCUGUCCAGAGGGGCCUUAACUCUUGGCAGCAGCAAGGUGCAGGCAGUAGGCCACCAUCCCGCCAGCAAGAUGGUUCCCGAGACAGCCAAAGUCCUAGUGUCUCCAGUGCUAGCCCUCAGCCCAGUCCUUCGCAAGCAGCACUUACUCAGAGCAUCAGCAUCCCUGAAUUUCCUCGUGUGGCAUCCCAGAAGGAAAUAGAGCAGUCAAUUGAAGCCCUUAACAUGCUCAUGCUUGACCUGGACCCCUCUUCCUCCUUGGUAAUGCACAAAUCCCAGAGUGUCCCAGUGGCCUCUAGAGAAGAGAAACCACAUCCAGUGGCCCUUUCCAUGUCUGCCCAGCCAGUGGCUGGUCCUCAUGUAGUGCAGCCUAAAUCUACCAAUGCUUUUGGGCCCAUCCCAGGAAGCCCUUCAUAUAACUCUAUGGACACUACUGUGUCCCAGCUCCCUGAGGCACCACCUAAAGCGCAUCCCACCAGACUGCUGCUCCACAAUGCUGGAGAGCCAGAAUUCCCAUCACAGGAUUACAGAGAGGCCUACUCACCCUAUGGCUAUCAAAACCAGCAACCAACACAAGCCAGGAGCUAUGGUCAGAGUGCAGGAAGCCCUCCAACAUCUCCCAGGCCCCAUGCAAUGGCAUACAAACUAAUGGAGGGGCAGCAUCCUCUGCUGAUAUCACCCCCAUCUCCUGUAGUAUCAGUCCAAGCCCAAGUGCCAGGAAAAGACACAGAGAAUCCCGAAGAACCCUCUCGGCCCACAGAGGAAGAGCCUUUGCAUCUGGAAGGUCUAGUGGCCCAGAGAAUAGCAGAGUACAACGCCAAACUCCGGGACAUCCGGAAGAGUAUAAAAAGCCCCCAUCCUCCUCUUCACCGACAACGAUCCUUCUCCUUUUCUGGAGUACAGUCACCACGGGAGAAGUCACCAGAAGAAACAGAAGCCCCUGUCCGAAGACGCACAACCAGUGAAGGCCAGUAUGAGAACAGUCCUCAGGACCCAAGUUCACCCCGAAGUCCCACCGUUCGCUCUCCAGUUCAUUGUGUCUCACCAGAGGUGGUUAGCACCAUCUCUGCCAACCCUGGAGGAAGACCCAAGGAGCCCCAUCUGCACAGCUACAAAGAGGCUUUUGAAGAGAUGCAGGGGACUCCUCCAAGCAGUCCACCUUCCAGUGGUGGUGAGACCUCUCCCCCAACCCCUGCCUUCCCUGUCUCACCACAAACCCCUUACAGUAAUCUGUUACGCUCUCCACCAGGAUUGGCCAAGACUCCCCUUUCAGCCCUGGGCCUGAAGCCCCACAAUCCAGCAGAAAUAUUGCUGCAGCAGUCAGGAGAACUAGAUGAGGAGACAGUAGUUGAGUCUUAUGAAGAACCCCGGAGCUAUGUGGAAUCCGUGGCACGUACAGCAGCUGGUGGUGGCAUUGGUGGCAGUGGAAGCCACACCGUUGGGAAAUCUCCAUCAACCCCAGCUCUGCAGAUCUACAGCAUCGAGACCCCAGAAAGGAAUGGGUCUUUCACCAACUCCUUCACCUCACCAAGCCCUGUUGCGUCCAGCAGCCCCAUGCACAGCACAGAUGGGGCCUCGAUAAACAGCUACCCUUCGGAGAACAGUACCAGUAUAGCCAUACCCUCCCAGCCCUCUGCUGACUCCAGCUUCCAGUCCAGCAAUAUUUCUCAGGUGCCCUCGGCACACAGCAGCUACCAAAACACAUCAACAUCAACUCAGGGCCUCCCAAGCUAUAUGAGUGCUGAUUUCCCUGAUGGCCGAGUUAGUUCUCAACUAGAGAGGUCUCAGCCUCAAGUCAGUGCAGUUGGGGUCCAUGUCAUGCCUGGAAGCCCCCAUUCUCUCCACAGAACAGUGGCCACCAAUACUCCUCCUAGCCCGGGAUUUGGGCGGAGAGCUGUCACCACCAACAUGGUGGGAACACCAGGAAGCCCAAGUAUGAGCAGGCACUUAAUGGGUCCACAUGGCAACCUCGUUGCAGCACCUGGGAGCCCAAACCUUGUUCGGCACCAGCCUGUAAUGGGAGGAGGUACAUCUGUAGUUUCUGGUAGUCCCAGUUUGGAUCGGCAUGUCAUCUAUGGAUACUCAACUCCUGAGGAGAAGCGCCCGGCGCUGUCCCGCCAAAGCAGUGCUGGAGGCUACCAAGCUCCAUCCACACCAUCUUUUCCUGUAUCCCCGGCCUACUACCAUGGAGUGAGCAGUCCACAUUCUUCUUCCCCUGACUCAGCCAUUUACAGGCAGGGGAGCCCUACCCCACCGCAACCGCAGCUUCCAGAGAAGAGAAGGAUGUCAUCAGGGGAUCGAUCAAAUAGCCUGCCCAACUAUGCCACAGUGAAUGGCAAAACCUCAUCACCCAUCUCCAGUGGCAUGUCCAGUCCCAGCAGCAGUAGUGGCAUGGCUUUUCAUCAGACUCUACCAGAUUUCUCCAAGUUCUCAAUGCUAGACAAUAGUCCUGAGACCAGAGCUAACGUGAAGUUUGUCCAAGAUACUUCCAAGUAUUGGUACAAGCCGGAGAUUUCCAGGGAACAAGCCAUUGCAUUGCUGAAAGACAAGGAACCUGGGGCCUUCAUCAUCCGAGACAGCCACUCCUUCAGGGGAGCCUAUGGAUUGGCCAUGAAAGUGGCUUCUCCACCUCCUGGUGUUGUGCAGCAGAAUAAAAAGGGAGAUCUUGCUAAUGAGCUUGUAAGGCAUUUCCUGAUAGAAACCAGCCCUAAAGGUGUAAAGCUAAAAGGAUGUCCUAAUGAGCCAAAUUUUGGUUGCCUAUCUGCCCUGGUUUACCAGCACUCCAUUAUGCCUCUGGCUUUGCCCUGCAAGCUGGUCAUUCCUGACCGAGGUAAAGGCACUAACAUCAAGUCAUAUCCCAUGGAUGAAACAAAAGAGACAACCUCAUCAAGCAAUUCAGCGACUGACUUGCUCAAACAGGGAGCAGCCUGCAACGUGCUCUUCAUUAACUCAGUGGAGAUGGAAUCCUUAACAGGACCACAGGCCAUCGCCAAAGCUAUCACUGAGACACUGGCCGUCGAUACCCCACCUUCCGCUACUAUUGUUCACUUCAAAGUCUCAACGCAAGGAAUUACCUUAACAGACAACCAGAGGAAGUUAUUCUUCAGACGACAUUAUCCCAUCAACACGGUUACUUAUUGUGAUGUAGACCCACAAGAGAGAAAGUGGACUAAAUCCGAGAGUGGUGGCUCUGCAAAGCUCUUUGGCUUUGUGGCCAGAAAGCAAGGCAGUACGACGGAUAAUGUCUGCCACCUUUUUGCUGAGCUGGACCCCGAUCAGCCGGCUGCUGCCAUCGUCAAUUUUGUUUCCAGGGUUAUGCUCGGCUCCUCUCAGAAGAGAUGAGCUGCUGUCUUCCCCCAGCUGGGGGCUUCUUGCCCUUGAAUUUUGAAGAAGGACUUGGAGUUGUUCCGAGAAAGAGUGUAAGGAAGUGCAUGGUGAAAGAAGGAAGUGAACCAAUGGGGGGAAAGAGAAGGGAAAAUAUGCCUGAAUUGUUGGAAGGCCCAAACCAACCAAAUGUACGUACAAAGCAGAAGCCAAGGAAUUGACAUUGUCACCUUUCCCUGCUGAGUUCCAGAGGUGGAGACAGUUUGGCUUUUGGAUCAGCAUGAAAUCAGAGAAUUCAGCCCCACAAGCCAAAGCACGGAUCUUAUUAACCUUUGUGGGGUUAGGACUAUAUAGUAGUUGCUUGUUUAGAAAAUAAGGCAAACAAACAAACAAAAAAUAAUCAUGAAUACCUGAGCUUCAGGAAUCACAUUGAGAGACAUGCCAAACAAGCAAUCAUUUCUGAAAGUUAUUGCUCCCAACUCUUCAACUGCUGAAUGUAUGAAACAUGUCAGUGUGGGUGUGCACAAAUGUGUGCCAGUGUGUUUGUGUGUGUGUGUAGUGUUCACAUGUUUUAAUGUGUAUCUGUGGAACUCUGCAGCAUUAGGACCCUGCCUCUGCUGAAUGUCAAGUGGUGAUUAUUCAGAAUGUUUAUUUGUUGACAUCCUAAUUAGCCCCUUCCAUCAGGGAUAUAGGUUUCUAUCAAUCUGGCUGAGAGGAAUAUCUCCUGAGCAGAUACAAACAUUGUGAGAUCUAUUAGGGAGGUGAUAAGUUCUGAUUUUAACCAGCUGUGGCACAUAACCAGACCCACAGUCUUACACACACACACACACACACACACACACACACACACACACACACACACACACACACACAAGAGUUGUUGAGUGGGAGAUCUCUCCCUAGCUAGUUUUAGGAGCAUGCUAGCCAAAAUAAAAGAGUUAUCUCUGUGCAGUGAAGUCAAUCUGUGACAGGCCCUUGAAACAGAGACAUUGUCCCUGCCUCUAAAACCGUGAAAUACCAGCAGUUUGGGAAUGCCAUUCCUUUUAUGUAUAAGGUAAAAACUACCCUGUCCAGGUUUCUCCUUUCUCCUUUGGGAGAAAUGCACGCAGUUUUGUAUGUUGCAUGAAAUUUAUUCUGUAGUGCAAAGAUGAGAUGAAUGAUCUGAUCAUGGGGAAGGGGUUUUGUAAGAUUAAUCUUUUUUUAAAAAAAGAUCCCGGUUGGGGUGAGCUCUGGCUUAAGCAUGGCCAUAGGUGAUCCAACAACCAUUUAGUAUGCAGCAAAAUUUGUUCAUUGGUUUGCCUCAUUAAUUUUUCUUUUGCUACAGAAAGCAUCAAGCCUUAUUCUGACCCACUAGCCCACUGUUAGCUGCGUGGUCUUUGAUUGAGAAUUGUUGUAGAAAGGGAGACAAUUCCUUAAUGGACUUGCGAAUUGUCUCAUGAAGAGCAACUUCAUACCCAUCUCCACAUUGAUAGAGGAUCUAUACCUUUUUCUGCUCACCAUCAACAACCAGUCGUAUUAUCAUGAUUUAUGACGUUCUUUAUGGGGGCCACAAAAGUGUUGUAUUUUAACUGAUGGUUCUCCGUAUGUUUGUCAAAAAGAGGUUGAAUUGUCAGAAGGUGAUUGACUAUAGAAGGAUCUGUUGUGGGUCUUCUGAGUUCAUUGAGAGAUUUUCUCACUGCCCUUGCAAGUCUUUUGCUAAAUGAACAAAGAGCUGUCCCCAUGUAUCAAAUCCUAUGGGUUUAUUGUGAAUUCUUCAAUCUGUACUUAAACUAGAGCUAAGGCCCUACUUAAGCAAGUUGCAUUGUUUUGCCUUGUCAUCUGGUCCAGGGCAGACCGGUCUGAAGAGACAGGUAUAUGCAUGGCAACAAUGUAAGUCUGUUGGCCAUAUACAUCUUACACUGAUAAUACAGGAUGGUCUUCAUGACACACAGCAACAGUGGAAAGUCAGUUGGGUUGAUGCCUUCUGGUAGGCUAUUUCUCUCUCUCCCCCCCCCCCCCACCCCAAGCAUUAAGAUGCAAAGCCAUAUCCCACAAAAUGUUGUCUGGCUUGUUGAUACAACAGAACCUAAAAAUAUUGGGAGAAGACCUCUAGGGACAGAAUGUGUGUCAAUGAGACACUUCAGUACCAAGUCAUGUAGUGACUCAAAGUCAAAAAUGAAUUCCAAGACAUGCUGCCACUUAAAUUCCCCUGGAGAGUGUGGCUCUCUCAUUGCCUUGAUAUAAUAUAUAUGUAUGUAUGUAUGUAAGUAUGUACGUAUGAAAUAUACUGACAAAAUAAUGUAAGCUAGUCAAAAAAAUUUAAAAAGUGAAAUUUCCAAGAAAAGUAUUUAUUUUUGCCAUAUUGCUUUUAUCUAUCUUUUAUCUCCUCCAAUAUUUGCAAUAUCAUGCCAUUCCCCCUUCCCCAUGUUAUUGUUUCUUGUAUGUAUAACUUAGUGCAAAAUAAUUAGUAUUCUUGACAUGGGCAAGGUUUUAAAAGAUGAUGGCUAUCCCUCUCCCAAGCUUCUUAACGUGUUUUUGAUUUUGUACCACAAUAUGGCAUCUUACGGUAUUUUUCAUCCCUGCCGCCUCAUUUUUAGUAAUCUGCCUGAGCAAGUGAGCAUGUAUGGAUUGGUACUCUGUUGCUGAGUGAUAUGAGGGUUAGCGGUGAGCGCAUGUGUGAAAGUGUGUGUAGAGAGAGAGAGAGACAUUUUUUGGAUACUGUACAAAAUGUGGGUUUUGCAUCCGAAAGCUGUUGCCGAGACAGGUCCUUGGAUGGAGUGGGAGCAUCAAGUUUUGGUGUCAUCAUCCAGUCUCCACACCCUAUCCCCAUCCAGAUGGGAUGCUGGAGAUUUCAACAGCUUCUUCUUUAUGUUGGUUGCAAAUAUUUCUCUCCUUCUGCAAAAUUCAAGCAAGAUGAUUCCCCCUCCCUCGCCUGCAACUGUCUCACCCUGCCAUUAACCAAUUAGAGAAACACUGUGUCUAUAGAUAUAUAAAUAUUAUAAAUAUAUAUAUAUAUUUUUGAAAGUCUCUAUUUUUCAGACUUCAUUUUUUUUCACUGCUUUCAAGCACUUGCAGUUUCCUCCCCCUUUCCUUGAACAUUUUCUGCCCUGCUGCAGAACGUGGUAUUGAUACUUAAUUGUUUUAUUUCUGUUUUGCCAUUCAAAAGAAAUAAGCUUGAUGUAAGUCAUCUAAUGGUCAUAUAUAAAUAAAUAUCAUCAUGGCAAGCAUGUGCAUGUCAACAGAAUACCUGCUUCUUGCCACAACCUGCUCACUACUAACUCACUCGCUGAAGAUGGGAAGUUUAAGAUCUCUACAUCUUAGGCAUUACUGCUGAUAAUGGCUUUUAAAAAACGGAAAGAGAAGAGAAGAAGCAAAGCUAAUCACAUUAUGUAACAUGUUGCUUUUUUUGCUUGCAUCUAAGACAAAAGCUGCAUUAUAGGAGUAAUGAUUGUGUUUAUCAUCCCUGUGUAACUGAGAUCGACCUCAGCUCCUCCAGCAUGGCUUUUCAUUCGGAUUAGUGAAAUGAGAGCCCACAGGGGCACAAGCGCUUGUUAAGGGCCAUUAAUUUUCCUUACUCUAAACCAGGAAAUUCUUCUGUAUAUUUUGAUAGGGUCAGAAGAAUCCUGAUUUCAUUGCCUCCCUUCAACAGGCGUUGUGCCUUUCCAGGACAGGGACAAGUAUUAACAAGACUAGAAUAGCAAAUAAAUCAUUUUUAUGGACUGCCAGUCCAGCCAUGAUAGGAAGAGUGCCUCUUGAGGCAUGUUUGAAUUUUGAAAAGGCAGUUAAUAGCUAUCACAAAUUUGAGAGUGAGAAGCCUUUGCCUUUGCCUUUGCCUUCACCUGCAAUCUCCACCUUGCAGGCUAUUAAGCUAAGCCAUGUUCAUUAUCUAUUGUGAUCUGUCUAGAUAUUUGCCCAGAAUGUGAGCAAACUAUUGCAUCGAUGUUUCCUCUUUGGUGAAUCAAAGACAAAAAGCCAUACUCACAGUUAUUUCAUUGGAUUGGAGAGUUGUUUUCUUGUAAUGCUGGUAAAACUGAUUUUUUUGGUUUGCCUUCUGUUGAAUCCCAAAUGCUGGAGGAGCUGCUGCAAUCUUCCCAAUAAACACACACAUUUUGUUGAUUCUAUUUCUUUUAAGGAAUGCAGGAGAAAAGACUGUCCCAUUCGAAACACGCCCCUCUUUCCAAUGCCUGGGAAUUAUGUUUACUGUAACUUUAUCCCAUGUAUGCUAUGUAAUAAUGAUUCUAUUAGUUCAAUAGUUCAAGGUGGUAUAUUUUAUUCACCAGCACACAAACAUCUUCCCCUGUGCAAAGAGUAUUGCAUAAUCUUGCCAAAGAUACCUAUUUGACAUGCACUUUCCUCUUCCUGAUGGUUGUACAUUUAUUUCAUGUGCCUCUUUCCUUUUCUUGUUUUGUGUUCUAUUAGGUUGGCUAGUGUUUUUUCGUUCGUUUUAUCUAGUCAAUUUAUGAAACACUAGCCAUCCUUCAAUAGGUUGGCGAUGUCAUCUGUUUUAUGUGUAAUUUGAUAUAUGAGGAAAUUUAUUGAGCAAUGAAAUAGCCAAAGUAACAUAUGUAUAUGUUAGAGAACAGGAGUAAAGCCAUUCAAAUACCCUCAUAUGCUUGUCCUCGAGGCCUUAACCUUUAUACAAAAUAGAGCUCAGUCCUCCCGAUGGUCCCCUAUUCCAUAUCAAAUAAACAGCCAUUUUAUAUUGCUUACUCAAAUCGCUCACCAGGACAUUUGAGAAAAAAAUUAAAGUCAACAGCACUAGACACAGAAGUGUAUCUUCGUAUCUUGACAUUGCUUCUCAGGCAUUCACAAAGACUUAAAUAUGUUUUACUACUGUUGAGGUUAUUUGAUAUCCAGUGCAGUGGAGAUGUGAGAAUUAUGACCUGAUAAAUGUCUCCACCAUGGUAGCCUGCUGCACUGUAGUUUUUUGCAGGACUAUUAGUUAACAUUGUAGUUAGCUAAUCCUUCCUCUUACUGUACUCGUGGGAGCAUCCACUGCCAUAUCAGACUAUACCACAAACACUUCAAUGAACCAUCUCAGGCUGCAAUCUGAUAGACUGGAAAUCAGCAUAAAGAGGAAAUGAGGCCAAUAUAUGGGAAGGAUAUGGCUAUCUACUUUUAGCCUGUAAUGUAGUUGUUCAUUCAAAAGAGAUGGGAUCCAGGUAAAUUUUAUGUGAUGUGUUAUCGAGAAAUAUUUGGUGAAAUCCAUUCAUUUUAUUCAAUGGAAAUAGGAGCCUCCGGUGGCACAGUGGGUUAAACUCUUGUACCAGCAGAACUGAUUACUUGAAGGUUGGGAUGCUGACCUGAAGAUUGCCAGUUUGAAUCCAACCCAGGGAGAGCGCGGUUGAGCUCCCUCUGUCAGAUCCAUCUCCCCAUGUGGGGAGAUUAGAAGCCUCUCACAAGGAUGGUAAAAACAUCAAAAUAUCCGAGUGUCCCCUGGGCAACGUCCUUGCAGAUGGCCAAUUAUCUCACACCAGAAGCAACUUGCAGUUUCUUAAGUCGCUCCUAGCAUGAAAACAAUUAGAAAUAGCUUUUCUAACAUGGAGAAGAUCAUUUUGUGUCUACCUGCAAGUAUUUAAAAAAAAGUCCAUCAGGAAAGAGAGAGAAAGAUAUAGCACUCAGAUGCAAAGGGAUUCAAAACGAGAUGUCUAAGAGUCAGAUGAGAAUGUCAGACAUAUAGGCCACAUGUGAGACUGUCUUUUUUUAUGCAGCCUUCCCAGGAACAUCAAAACCCCCAUCCUCCAAUUUUCUAAAACCUUUUCAUGAGUGAUCGAUUGCUCCACAUUAUCCAAACCAUUGUCAAAACCCAGCAAGAUUCACCCCCUAAAACCUCAAACAAAAACAAACAGCCCCAGUAGCUAAAAAUAAAUGUAAAUUAAAGUCUAAACACAAAAGUAUAACUUGCCAGGGGAGGGGAGGGCAAAGUAAAACCUGCCCCCCUUCCAGUGCAGCUGCCAAACCCUAUUCUAAUAGAAGAGAAGAAUUUAAACAUUGAUGGAUUGAAUGUCGAUUUUGCUAUUCCCACAUCCGACUUUUUCAUUUAAUUUUUAAAUGCUGUGGUUGAAUCUUUGCCAUCAGCACUUUGCUCAUCUUCUCAUUAGCACUCACACUCAGAGACCAUGUUGAGUUGUGGCCUUACACUUACCUGGAGCCCAUAAAUGGGCAGCCUAGUAACACACCCAACAAAGCACCUGGACUCCCAACCCUGCCCUUAGCGAAUACCUCAAACUACUUGGACUGGUCAAGAGAAUGUAUUAUAGUGUUAUUUUCAAAUGCAACAAUGAAAGUAUCUGAUGUGACUUCUUGAUUCCUGAAAUGGUUUUGAAAUAUCAAGCCCAAACAGAAAAAAGGCUAGCUUUUCAUACUUAAACCUGUUCCAUGAAAGCAGAUCCUGUAGAAACCAGGGAAACAAGUGAUAUGUUCAGAAAUCAUGUUUUCUUUUUCAGCAGGGAUUCUUACUAAUAGCAGUAAAAGUGACCCCAUUAAUCUCCACUGGCCCUGAUGAAGCAAAAUCAUGAGGCCCAAUAGACUUGCUCUGGAGCAAAUCACUUUCUCCAAAUGCUCAAGACCUGACAGUAUUUACUAGGGAGUACAUUAGUUUGAUUUUUGUGGGUAAGUAAACCUGGGAUAGCAACCAAAUAGUGCAGACCCAUACUUUUUGUUAACCGCAUUUGCUGUUUUGUGACUCCUGUUAUUUUUUUAUUGUUGCCACAGAUUUGUUGUCAGUAUUAAUAACUCCCUGAAACAACCCUUCAUUUUUCCUUCUUGCACCCUUGCAUUUUUAAAACAAAUGCACAGAUGUGCAAAUGCAUACUUGGGCAUAUACACAGAGGAGUCAGAGGGAGGAAAACCCCAGACUAACUGCCUUUCUAUGUAUUUAUAUAGACAUAAUUUUCCUUUAUAUUUUGUAUCUUUGUGCCCAUAAUUUUCAUCACAGCUCUGCGCCACUCAUGGUUCAUGUGUGAAUGAACCAUACACACCCAAGCUUUCAUUUCCCUUUGUACAGUUAUCUUAACUCAUUGCAGUUACUUGUAUGGCUUUAUAAAUGAUAAGAUUUUAAACAAAAUCAAUUAUAUGAAAUAUACUGUUGCUUGAAAUGCCCAGCUUGGUGACUGGAUUGCUGGAAUUGUAUAUCAAACAUUAAGAGAGUGAAGGAAUAAAGGCUCUCUACUUUUUGCACAGGGAAAACAAGUAUGGUGGGUGUGUUCAGUCCUGCACCCUUGCACUUUGCAGUGUACAGAUAUACCCUGCAAAAGAGUAUCUCAAAAAGCAGCAGGAUGGGUCUCCAAUUUCAUCCACAUUUCAAAUUAAUGGAAUGGUUCCUGCUUAAGAAAAAAAAAUCAAAGGAAACUUGAAUUUUUUUUGAAAUGUCUAAGAAUAGUUUUCAAAUGAUAUAUCAUAUCUAAGCAUCCUCAACUUGUCUGACAGACUAGAGCACUGUCAAAAUCUGAAAAUGCUUGAAAGCCCCGCUAAUGCAAGAAAUCACACUAGAUAGUUCUGAAUCAAUUAAGGGGAGAAGGAACAGCAUGCUGAGUAGGAAAAAAAGGCAAUGUGUAGUUGAAAGAGUGGACUGAGGGAUGAAAGUGUGGUAUAUGGCUAAUAUAAUUACAGUCUGUUGAAAGCGCAAGUAAUUGAAAGUUAGUCAUUAAAAGGCAAGGAAAACCUGUCUCUAAUUUAUUACUGCAGUUUAAGCUAAUUUUAACAUUCAGUCAAUUAAUUUCCACCUAAUAUAGCCCAUUCUCUGGAGCAACAUCAUCUUCAUCACUGUGUUGACUUUAUUAGAGCUCACAAUGCACACACACAAACCCUAAUUUUUAAAAGUUGCAUCGCAUCAAAACUUGUGUACGAUAAAAUGGCAAAAGCCUUUUUACCAUACUGAAAUAUGUACCAGUCUACAAACUGGCCGAAUUUCUGCAAAAUCACUAAACAUUCACAAUUUUAUAAUUGCUGAAGAGAAUAUUUUCCAUAAUGCUGAGAAUGAAUAUGCCUACCACAAACUGGUGGUAAAACCACACACAAAACCUUACAGCUGCAAAGUAGUGAAAACAAAAGCAUUACAGGAUUCCCAAAAGAAAAUGUUGGAAGUAGAAGAUCCACAUAUGAGAGGAGGAUUACAGAGAAGGCAAAGGAUAAGACAGAAGGACACAUCAGUGCAGCAAGUCAAAAUGACUAAAGUAAUAAAGAUCAUUUAGAGAGUGAAGCCAAAUUUCCUCUAAUAGGGGAAAGUAGAUAAUGGAGAAGUCAAUAAAUCUGUAGACUAGUUAACUGAACAGAGUCCAAGGAUUGAAUUAAGCAUGUUGCUUUGAAUUAACUAACCAUUUUGUUGGUCAUACAUUGUUAGUGGUAAGUAUAUUUCCAUACAAAAUAUUCCCAAAAAGAUCAAAAGCACAGGCUGUGAUGUUUCCUAGAAGCAACACAGUGAAUGGCAAUGCUAGUACAAAAAAAAAUAAAUCCAACAGCAAUGCUGUGCAAAUUUACAUUAUUAUUGGGUCCAUCCUGAGGGCCUGGAUGAAACUGCAUCAUCGGAUGUGACAACAAUCGUAGCAUUCCAUUGUCGUAGUUCCAUCUGACAAUACCAUGCCUAAAACCCCAAUGAUGUAGUCUGACUAUUUAUUUUUUACAAUACUUAUAUCCCGCCCUUCUCACCCAUAGGGGACUCAGGGCGGCUUACAAUAAAACACAAUUUAAAAAUAUUACAGACAAUUCAAUCAAUUAAAAUUAAAUAUAUUAAACAUUGGUAAAAAUAUAAAUAUAAAUACACAAUUAAAAUUAAAUAUAUUAAACAUUGAUAAAAAUAUAAAUAUAAAUACACAAUUGGUGCAUUUCGAGUCUGAUAACUGGUCUCCAUCAAUGCCUCCAUCAAAGAGUUUCCAAGGAGCUGUACAUUGGGGCACAGUGAAAUUAUGUCUUCAUUGCCAUCUAUCAUGGAGUGGAUCCAGAACAGGCAUCUGGAGGUCCUGCCCCAACUGCUUGUGUCAAGAUAUUUUGCAGUGGGCAGAGUGCUGAUGAGGUCACUUCCCCAUGCACUAAUCUGCAACACCUCAGAAAGCAUUUGGUUGAGGUAUUUCCAGGCUGAAAUUGUAUGUUUUUAGAAUUGCAUUUGACAUUAAAUGUGAAUUAUCAACAGCUACAAGUUUGCAAAUUGAGUUUACUGUCUCAUACUUACUGACUAGGAUGCCAGCUUGUAUAUAUUUAUGGGGUAAUUCUGUUUAGACAUAUCUAUAGUACCAAUAGUGCAAGGCUGCCUGGUGAUAGAAUGAGAGAAGCAAAGGAGACUGGGUAUCUUGAGAUAUGCAGAGGAUUAUCAUAACAAAUUCAGUCUCUCUGUACAAAAAGCCAUAAGAAACUCCAGAGCAACCUCACUCUAGAGCAACUCCAGAAUAACCACUUCCCAACUACAGCAGGACUGGGUCUGAUUUGUACCAGCCCAUUGUCUACAUGGGGCAUUGCUGCCAUUCUUUUUCUCUUGCAUUCCUCAGUAAUAGGGAGAAGGGGAUGAAUCCUGGCCAUAUAACUGCCAUUGUCACUCCCAGAUGACCACACAAAACAGAUGAUAAUGUGGCAGUUCAGUGAGGCAAAUAUGGUUUCAACAUAGUUGGACAGUGUGAACAUCAAAGUGCCACUAGUAUGGGUUCAGGAUGGCUCAUUUGGCCACCGCCAGACCUGGUCCAGGGCACUUCUGCUCAGGACUUGCCCCAGAUUAACUGGCCAUUGUAGACUUGCCCUAAGCAGUAUUUGUAAAUAUGAAACAAUUAGUUGUGAUUUUGAUGUCUUUAUCACAACUGACAAUGCCUCCAGAGUCCCCAUAAACAGGGAAUAUGCACACCUAGUUAUGCGGUCCAGCUGGCCCAGUUAAAUAAUCAGAAUAUUUAGGAAUGAUGAAGAGAUGUAGAAGGCAUGCUUAAUCGUAAAAAAAAAAAAAACUUUGCCAAAUGCUAGAAGGAGCACAAACCAUUGGAGGUGGAUCGAUUACUAUUUCUCACCUACUUCGAUUUCUCAUAUAUUCAUUCUGUCUUUUCUGUUUUAUGCAUUAAUCUGUGAUUUUUAAUAAAGCGCAGUAGAAAAAGGUUUAAA
Messenger RNA from Anolis carolinensis (green anole), 16200 nucleotides. It is a transcript of the gene tns1, whose product is annotated as tensin 1. The coding region runs from base 445 to 6165 and encodes 1906 amino acids. Lineage: Eukaryota; Metazoa; Chordata; Lepidosauria; Squamata; Anolidae. Gene Ontology annotation, cellular component: focal adhesion. Gene Ontology annotation, biological process: fibroblast migration. The record is from RefSeq and is a predicted model, not a curated record. The transcript has 34 exons. Gene Ontology annotation, molecular function: protein binding.